Molecule: messenger RNA, 762 nt
Organism: Tupaia belangeri chinensis (Chinese tree shrew)
Lineage: Eukaryota; Metazoa; Chordata; Mammalia; Scandentia; Tupaiidae
Product: schlafen family member 13-like
Exons: 3
Coding region: 142-762 (206 amino acids)
Biological process (GO): defense response to virus
Molecular function (GO): tRNA binding
Source: RefSeq, a predicted model, not a curated record
CACUCCCCGUGGCGCGUGCGCCUCCUGCGCUGGAGGUGCCAGCGCGGGAUCCCAGGACCAGAUCCCGGCGCCUCCAGCGGCUGCGAAGGGGCUUGGAGCGCGCUCCGGCGUCACCGUUUCAGCCACAGAAUCAACGUGAAGAUGAAUCGCUGCUCCCUGGUGGUGGAAUCAUGUUAUCCAGACUUGGUCAUCAAUGUGGGAGAAGUGACUCUGGGAGAAGAAAACAGGAAGAAAUUGCAGAAAAUUCAGAGAGACCAAGAGAAGGUGAGAGUUACACAGGCCGCAUGCGCUUUACUAAACUCAGGAGGAGGAGUGAUUUGGAUGAAAUUGGCAAACAACGAUGAACAUCUUGUGGAGAUGGGGUUAGAUUUGGAAAAGUCUUUGAGAGAGCUUGUUCCGUCCCCACAUUUUGAAGCUUUCUUUGAGACCAAACAAGAAGGGAGGUGUUUUUACAUUUUUGUCAAGUCCUGGAGCAGUGACAUUUCCACUGAAGACAGUUCUGUCAGACCCCGCAUUUGCAGCUUGAGUUCUUCGCUGUACCGUAGAUCGGGCACCUCUGUGUUCAUCAUGGAUUCAAGAAACGCUUUCGACUUCCUGAAGGCCAAGAGACGGGAUGCAGAAUGUGAAAUGAUUAAUGACUUCUCUCCACCUAGUAAAAUGUCCAAAACUGUGUAUCAGAACAGUUCUGAAUUCGAUCUUGCUUUUGAAAUUUUCCAACAGUUGAUCAUAUGGGAAUCCAUUUCAGCCACAGAAUCAACGUGA